Molecule: messenger RNA, 939 nt
Organism: Indicator indicator
Lineage: Eukaryota; Metazoa; Chordata; Aves; Piciformes; Indicatoridae
Product: olfactory receptor 11L1
Exons: 1
Coding region: 1-939 (312 amino acids)
Biological process (GO): G protein-coupled receptor signaling pathway
Cellular component (GO): membrane
Molecular function (GO): G protein-coupled receptor activity; olfactory receptor activity
Source: RefSeq, a predicted model, not a curated record
AUGACAAAUGUCACAUCAGUACUGGAAUUCAAGCUACUGGGCUUCAGUAGCAACCCUUGCUGCCAGAUUCUGCUAUUCACAGUGUUUUUAGUUAUUUAUACUUUCACCAUCCUAGGAAACAUCAUGAUCAUUUCAGUGGUGACACUGGAGCCACAACUUCAUUCACCCAUGUACAGAUUUCUCAAGAACCUCUCUUUCCUUGAGAUCUGUUACACCACCACAGUUGUACCCAAGAUGCUGGCCAAUCUACUGGCAAAGAGGAAGAGCAUCUCUUUCUCAGGAUGCAUGGCACAGCUUUAUUACUUUGUGUCCCUGGGAGCCACUGAGUGCUACCUCUUGGCAGCGAUGGCAUACGACCGGUUCCUUGCGGUCUGUGAACCCCUGCACUAUGCUGUUGCCAUGACUCCCGAGACCUACAGACGUCUGGCUGUGGGGUCCUGGGUCAGUGGUGUUCUCACUGGUUUUCUGCCCUGUCAGAUGGUCUCCAGACUGAAUUUCUGCAGUUACAAUCUCAUCGAUCACUUCUUCUGUGACAUCUCUCCACUGUUGAAGCUUUCAUGCUCAGACACCACUGUCACAGAAGCUGUCAUCUUCAUUCUCUCUCUCCUAGUCCUUUCCAGCUGCUUUCUGUUCACUCUUCUCUCAUACAUAUUUAUAAUUCUUAGUAUCCUCAAGAUACCCUCAGCUUCUGGAAAGAGAAUGACCUUCUCCACCUGCAGCUCACACCUCAUGGUAGUGACUAUGUACUAUGGUACCAUGAUUUCCAUGUAUGUCCGUCCAGUCCACAACCUGUCCUCACAGCUCAAUAAGGCUGUAUCUGUGCUCUACACAGUGGUCACCCCCCUUCUGAACCCAGUCAUCUACAGCAUGAGAAACAAAGGAUUCAAGAAGGCCUUGGAAAAAAUACUCCUCAGACACCACCGUCUUCAUUAUUUGUAA